Molecule: messenger RNA, 3720 nt
Organism: Cuscuta campestris
Lineage: Eukaryota; Viridiplantae; Streptophyta; Magnoliopsida; Solanales; Convolvulaceae
Source: the annotation of a GenBank genome assembly
CGCACUGGUACGAGUAUAGUUUAACAAAAACAAUGAUCAGUAUAAUCUUCCGCCAACUUUUGUCGGCUUCCAAGAAUGGGAAUUUUCCUGGUCAAUAUACGCGCUGAGCCAAACCUCAGUUCUGUUCUUCCCAUCUCCUGUUGCCCAUCGUUGAACUUAGGGAUCUCAUUUGCCUUGGUCUUAUCAUCAUAACAUUAACUCAACCGGUGGACUUUCUAACUUAAAAGCGAUUUUCUUGGGGGUUUUGGGGAAGGGAUCGUUGGAUUGAUCCAUUAUCUUGGAGCUUUUCUCGCACUGCAAUUCCAUAUUUGGAUUUUGAUUCGAAAGCAGACAUUCAUGAGAAAGGGUUCAUUUCAUUUAUGUUUCUUUCCCUUUGUGAGUGUAGUUGACCACUAAAUUCGAGUUUUGGAUGAAAUAUAGUAGUGAAUAACUAAGAAUUCAGACUGUUAGUAUAGAAUUGCGGCAUCUGCAAGUGUUUUUUGUUGGAUAGGUGCUUCUCUUUGGUGAUUAUCCUCGCGGAGAGUUCUCUGUGGAAAUUAUUAAAGAGGUUUUGAGGUUCUUGGGGUUGAUGUUUUGGGAUGAUCGAUGAAAAAAUAAAUACACUGAGAGGGUUUUGGAAACCAAUUCAAUCAAGACCUAAUGUGUACUAAUCGCGUUCUUUUAUUAGUUAUAUCUGUGAUUCUGCUUGUGACUGCGAAAGGAAGUUGCCAUGAGAAGAACAUCAGGAGGCCGGAAGAGCAUAUUUUGUUCACUCUAAUCAACUCAAGGGAUAUACACCACAGCGGGGCCGAGCUAGUAUGGCUAAAUUGCGGGAUAGAGUUGACACAGGCAGAGGAAGCAGUUGAAGACCAUGAAUUUUCGGUCCUAGAGGAAUCAUUUACAGGAAAUAUUGAUAUUAGCUCUAGAAGUAGGCACCCAGCCAAAAGAGAUUCGACGGAAUUUGAAAGUCUUGUACAUCCAUUCAUAAAACAAACCCUUCUGGAUUGUUUAAAAAAGAAGCAUCUCAGUUUUCUAGUCUCUGGGGAGGAAAAACGUUCAAAAAAUUGGUUUGCACGGUGUUUGGAUUUUCUGUUUGCUUGGCUUGAUGGCACUCCGAGGCGACGUGAAUUAGUUCAAAAUUAUGGAGAAGCACCAGCACCAUCUCCAGUAGUGGCCUCAUUUGGUGCAGCCGCUUCAAGUUCUAUAGCUUCUAUCACUCCACCACCUGCUCAGGCUCUUGUAGUCCCAUUCUUUCAGCCAAUUUCUAGAAACUCAAGCUUGCAACCUGUAGUUAGUGGGUCUUCGAGUUCAGGUCCACCUUCGAAAAAACAAAACAACCACAGAACUGUGGCCAUUGCUGUUUCUGUGACUGCGGCACUGACAUUUUUUGUAGUUUCUCUACUGUUUAUAUGUUGUUACAAGGUUUGCUUGAGUGGGUCCGGAAGGAGACGUAAUGAUGAAAGACCUCUCUUAUGCUUGAGCUUAAGUGACUAUUCUAUUGGAAAUUCAUUGAAUGAUGAAAAAUCUAGUAAUCAUUCGUCUAAACGCCAAUCUGGUGGGAAUUACUACAUGAAUCACCAGUUCAGUGGCAGUAUCUUCAUGGGACCACAGGCAUCCAAUAUAUCUAAAAUGGAAGUUCUUGUAGGAGCAGUCUCGAGUGCUGCUGUCACCUCGAUUGAGGUCUCUGCACCUGAAAACCUGGGCAUAGCUGGGCUGCCUCCGCUAAAGCCUCCCCCUGGUAGGGUGAAUCCCCAUGUGCCCCUACCUCAGGUCCAAUCAACCCCUUCAGCUUCCCCCUCUCUGGCUAACACAGAUCGUCUGCAUCCUUCAUCUCUAGCUAAAUCACCUUCUCCACCUUCACCUCCCCCUGCUCCAGCUAAGGAAGGUGCCCCUCCUCCACCUCCUUUACCACCAAGGCCUUCCACUGGUGGCACACGUGUUUCCCCACCUGGACCACCACCUCCACCUCCUGUUCAUUCUGGCAAGGCUGGUCCACGUCCACCACCACCUCCUCCUAUGGGCUUGAAGCCGCCUCAACAAUCAGAUGUUCGACCAGGUCAUUCUUCAACGGGUGCCACUGAAGAGGGAGGACAGGAUGGCCCAAAAACAAAGCUGAAGCCUUUCUUCUGGGACAAGGUCCUAGCAAACCCCGAUCACUCAAUGGUUUGGCAUCAGAUAAAAUCAGGAUCCUUCCAGUUUAGUGAAGAGAUGAUAGAGAGUCUGUUUGGUUAUGCCCAUGUGGAUAAAAACAAGGAGACCAAUAAAUUCUCUCCUUUGCAAGACACUCCUAAUCACCUUAUCCAAAUUAUUGAUCAAAAGAAGGCACAGAACUUAGCAAUCAUUCUAAAAGCUUUAAAUGUGACAACUGAAGAAGUUUGUGAUGCUCUUAAAGAAGGAAAUGAGCUUCCAGCAGAAUUGCUUCAGACUUUGCUGAAGAUGGCACCGACAUCUGAAGAAGAGCUGAAGCUGAGAGUCUUUAAUGGAGAGCUUUCUCAACUUGGGAAUGCCGAGCGGUUUCUCAAAGUAUUAGUUGACAUUCCAUUUGCCUUCAAGAGGCUAGAAUCAUUGCUUUUUAUGUGCACUCUACAGGAGGAAGUGUCAAUGGUUAAAGAAUCCUUUGCUACCUUGGAGGCUGCCUGCACUGAGCUCCGGAAAAGCAGGCUAUUUCUCAAACUGCUAGAAGCAGUUCUAAAAACUGGAAACCGCAUGAAUGAUGGGACCUACCGUGGUGGUGCCCAAGCUUUCAAACUUGACACAUUACUAAAACUAUCAGACGUGAAAGGUACGGAUGGGAAGACCACACUUUUACACUUUGUUGUUCAGGAGAUAAUCCGCUCUGAAGGGUUACGGUCAGCUGCCCAUGCAGCCAAGGAACCAAAGGAUUCCAAACAGUCCCACCAUCAGAUCCUUGGUCUACAAGCCGUGUCAGGUCUGGGGAACGAGCUUGAGCAUGUCAAGAAUGCCGCAGUUCUUGACGCAGGUAGCUUGAUAGGAACAGUAUCCAAGCUUAGCCAUGGCUUGGCAAACAUGAAGGAUUUCCUGAGUUCGGUGAUGGACAACUUGUACGAGGAAGAUGGGUUUCUCCGCACAAUAAAGAAUUUCGUGCAGAAUGCUGAAGUUGAGAUCGCAUGGUUGGUUGAAGAAGAGAAGCGAAUCAUGUCCCUAAUUAAGAGCACGGGUGAUUACUUCCAUGGAAAUGCUGGCAAGGAUGAAGGGUUGCGGUUAUUUGUCAUAGUUCGGGAUUUUCUGGUAGUACUUGACAAGGUAUGCAGAGAAGUUGGAGCCACACAAAAGAGGCCUCAAUUGACACCCGGACCCCAACAAUCUUCCCCCGAUCAUCGGCAUAAACUUUUUCCAGCAAUCACUGACAACAGACGAUACGAUGAUCUUUCCAGUUCUGAUGGCGAGGCGUAGUUGUUUUGAUUGAUUCUUUUUUAAUCAUUUUUCUCCAAAUGUGUUGUCUUCGUUUCGUUUGAAUUAAGUAGGUGCAGAGCUAUGAAGAUUGGUACAGUCUGUGUUGAGAGAGUUUGAAGUCUGUGCAGGUAGUGAAACUUCAAUGAAAUAGGUAAGUAAAUUCAAUUCACAUAUAUUCUCUUCAUUGUAAUUUUUACAGUAAUAUGUUUCCUUUGAAUUGCUUUUCUGUAUUUAAUCACAAGCAACCUGGCUAUUAUUUAACAUUCAUAGCUAUGUUUUACAGUAGUGCAGUAAUAGUCCUCCCUAAAAUGAAGUUUAUGCUCUCAU